Molecule: messenger RNA, 1568 nt
Organism: Aspergillus calidoustus
Lineage: Eukaryota; Fungi; Ascomycota; Eurotiomycetes; Eurotiales; Aspergillaceae
Source: the annotation of a GenBank genome assembly
AUCCGCACACCCAUCCACAUUCCCCGUUGUUUUUCGUGGCUCGUUUGGAGAGACCGAAUGGAGACUCGAGUCUCCAUCUGGUCUCGGUGAACGGCCGGGGCAAGGUGUCGCCUCCUCAUCGAUGGUCCGCUCGAGAGUCUCGACAGAAUGGAGAUUCGAGCGGGGCCCCGUAGUUGGGUUUCCUUGCUCCUUUACCCCGGAUGCGAUGGCUGGAUUCUCCCCUCAUUGCGAGCAGUCGAGCAGGUAUAAAUAUGGGGAUGGACCUCCAAGGUUCUCAUCGCCAUCACCAACGCAAUCUCCAAUCCAGCCAAGGCAAGCAAUCAAUCAAACAAACCAACUCCACAUCCAAUCUAUCUUUUUCCAACCAACCAACCAACCAAAAUGUCCAUUCCCGAUAAGCAGUGGGCCCAAGUCGCCGAACAGGUCGGCGGCCCCCUCGUCUACAAACAAAUCCCCGUCCCCAAGCCGGGCCCCGACCAAAUCCUCGUCAAGAUCAAAUACUCGGGCGUCUGCCACACCGACCUGCACGCAAUGAUGGGCCACUGGCCGCUCCCCGUGAAGAUGCCGCUCGUGGGCGGGCACGAGGGCGCCGGAAUCGUCGUCGCCAAGGGCGAGCUGGUCCACGACUUCGAGAUCGGCGACCGCGCGGGCCUCAAGUGGCUGAAUGGAUCCUGUGGCGACUGCGAGUUCUGCCGGCAGGCGGACGAUCCGCUCUGUGCGCAUGCUGCCCUCAGCGGGUAUACUGUCGACGGCACAUUCCAGCAGUAUGCGCUGGGCAAGGCCAGCCAUGCGAGUAAGAUCCCGGACAAUGUCCCGCUCGAUGCAGCGGCUCCCGUGCUCUGCGCUGGUAUCACCGUGUACAAGGGCCUGAAGGAAGCCGGCGUGCGUCCUGGGCAAACUGUGGCGAUCGUGGGCGCUGGCGGUGGUCUGGGGUCGCUUGCGCAGCAGUAUGCAAAGGCCAUGGGGAUCCGGGUUGUGGCGGUUGACGGGGGCGACGAGAAGAGGGCCAUGUGCGAGGCGCUCGGCACGGAGACGUAUGUCGACUUCACCAAGUCCAAGGACCUCGUUGCAGAUGUCAGGGCCGCGACGCCUGACGGGCUCGGCGCGCAUGCUGUGAUCCUCCUCGCGGUCUCCGAGAAGCCCUUCCAGCAGGCGACUGAAUAUGUGCGCUCGCGCGGAACAAUCAUUGCGAUUGGGUUGCCUCCUGAUGCAAACCUCAAGGCGCCCGUUUUCAACACCGUUGUUCGCAUGAUCAACAUCAAGGGAAGCUACGUCGGUAACCGCCAGGACGGCGUUGAGGCUCUUGAUUUCUUUGCUCGUGGCCUGAUCAAGGCGCCCUUCAAGACGGCGCCGCUGUCGGAUCUUCCGAAGAUUUAUGAGCUUAUGGAGCAAGGAAAGAUCGCUGGUCGCUACGUCCUCGAGAUGCCCGAAUAGACGAUUGAUUCGGAGUACCUGGCUGGUAUAUGAGAUGAAGUAUGAUGUUUGGUUUGGUUCAGGAUUGGCCCGCAAACUGUAUAUACAAGGGUCGAAUCAGAUAGCACAAUUGAUGAUGAUUUCCAAGAAACUAC